UCGAGCAAAGAGAGCUGCUUUUUCACGAUACGGGACUAAAGUAGUGAACUUACAGGAACAUAUACCACUACCAACGUUUGGAUCGAUAUCUGCAUCGAUCUGCACACCCUUGUCUCCCGGAUUGUAGCUGAGAUCAGCGUGAACCACGUGGGUCUCUGCUCCCUGAUCUGUUUCCGGUUUGGAAAGACUUCCAGCUUCAUCACGGAGUUUCACUCGGCUUGUGGGCUCAUCUAAAGCUGAUUAACAGGAGGAGGAGAGUCUGGUGGUGCAGCAGAGCAACAAUUUCAGCCAUUUGGACUCAGCUCAGCCACUACAGAGGAAACAAUGACUUCAACACAAAAGGACCAACAUGGAGCGAGAAGUCAGCGCUCUCAGGAGGCCGACAAACCUCACAGAAGAAAGGGAGAGAAAACCUACAGCUGUGAUGAGUGUGGGAAGGAUUUUACCCGAGCUCAAAGCCUAAAAAAACACCAAGUCAUCCACAGUGGAGUUAAACCUUACAGCUGUGACUUAUGUGGAAAGUCUUUUAAAAGGGCUGGAAACUUAAAAACACACCAAGUCAUCCACAGUGGAGUUAAAGCGUACAGUUGUGAGUUGUGUGGAAAGUCUUUUACCCUGGCUCAAAACCUAAAAACACACCAACGCAUCCACAGUGGAGUUAAACCUUACAGCUGUGACUUGUGUGGAAAGUCUUUUAACCGGGCUGAACACUUAAAAACACACCAAGUCAUCCACAGUGGAGUUAAAGCGUACAGUUGUGAGUUGUGUGGAAAGUCUUUUACCCUGGCUAAAAGCCUAAAAACACACCAAGUUAUCCACAGUGGAGUUAAACCUUAUAGUUGUGACUUGUGUGGAAAGUCUUUUACCCAGGCUGGAGACUUAAAAACACACCAAAUCAUCCACAGUGGAGUUAAAGCGUACAGUUGUGACUUGUGUGGAAAGUCUUUUGCCCAGGCUCGAAGCCUAAAAACACACCAACGCAUGCACAGUGGAUUUAAACCUUACAGUUGUGACUUGUGUGGAAAGUCUUUUGCCCAGGCUCAAAUCCUUAAAACACACCAACUCAUCCACAGUGGAGUUAAAGAGUACAGAUGUAACUUGUGUGGAAAGUCUUUUACCCAGGCUCAAAGCCUAAAAACUCACCAACUCAUCCACAGUGGAGUUAAAGCUUACAGCUGUGGGUUGUGUGGACAGUCUUUUACCCAGGCUGGAAACUUAAAUACUCACCAACUCAUCCACAGUGGAGUUAAAGCUUACAGCUGUGGGUUGUGUGGAAAGUCUUUUACCCAGGCUGGAAACUUAAAUACUCACCAACUCAUCCACAGUGGAGUUAAACCUUACAGCUGUGGGUUGUGUGGAAAGUCUUUUACCCAGGCUGCACACUUAAAAAAACACCAACUCAUCCACAGUGGAGUUAAAGAGUACAGACGUAACUUGUGUGGAAAGUCUUUUAAAACUCCACAUCAGCUGAAAAAACACCAACAGAUCCACACCAGAAAGUAACUCUACAAGUGCAGUUACUGUGAGAAGUGGAGCAAAGCACAUGGAUCCAGUUCUCAACCCUGUCGUCACUGUGGUGGUGGGAAAGAGUUUCUCUGUGACCUUUGUAGAAAAACUUCCAAUCGUCAACAGGACCAAAAAAACACAUCAACGUAGACACACUGGAGACAAAAUGAACUACUGCAAAGAAUGUGGGAGAGGCUUCCACACACCAAGUACAUUAAAAAUACAUGAACUCUUCCACAGUGGGGUCAAAAAGCACAUCUGUGGCCAGUGUGGGUCAUCCUUCACCACUGCACAUGAGCUUAAAGAACAAGAAUAAGCAAAUCCACACAGUAGAGACACCAUACAAGUGCAGACACUGUGACAAAAGCUUCUCACAAUCAGGUCAUCGUAACAAACAUGAACGUACACACAUGGAAGUGAACUUCAGCUGUGACCAGUGUGACAAGAGCUUCAGGAAUCUCAGUUCAUACUCCGAACACAAACGAUCCCACGCUGUAAAUAAUCUAUUUCACUGUUACCAAUGUGCAAAAACAUUCACUUCAUUAUCUGCUCUGUGCAAACAUCAGCCUGAUCACGCAGGACUGAAAUCACUGGAUCACAAUGAUUCUGAAGAGAGAGAAAGAUCGUCUUCUGGUUUCAGGGUCAGACUUAAAAACCUUGAGAUCAGGCUCCACAGAGUUCAGAUGGAAUCUCCUGUAAAGAGUGUCAGCUGAUGUCACACUUGGGUCUGAUGAGGUAGCUCUGAUUUCUGGACCUGCAGUGAAUAAUCAUGAAUGUUACAUUUAGGAAGCUGCAGCAGUUGCUCUUAAAACUUCCAAAAUGAACUAAAUCUGUCCACCAGCUUUGAAAGAACACCUGCUGUGACUUUAUGUCCAGAAAAAAGAAACUCAAUCUAAACUGGUUUUGGGCUGUGCUUCCAUAUAAUACCAGUUUGUACCAAAAGAUGAAGCAGUGAGUCAGUAUAACCUUUAUUUAAUUAGGCAAAGAACACAUUCGUAUUCACAGUGACAGCAAAGAAAUGUUGAAAGGUAAAAACAGCAGCACACAUCAGGACCAUUUUACAGAUCACAGGUGACUUUUACUUAAUUCAAAUUCCUUCAAAUUUUGGCUUCUCCUUUCACUUUAGUGUAUUUACUGUAUCCUUGAAGUCCACGUGUUGUUUUUUUCAUUGAAUUCAUUUUGAUCCACAUGUUUGCAGCUGUUGAUUUAACGUUUGUAUUAUGAAAUCCUGAUAAUGUUAAAGUGUUAGUUAUAUUUGAUGAACUCUGUGUAAAGUUUGUCUUAUUAAACAGUUUGGUGUGAAAA
Messenger RNA from Pelmatolapia mariae (spotted tilapia), 2811 nucleotides. RefSeq names its product zinc finger protein 98-like. The transcript has 4 exons. The record is from RefSeq and is a predicted model, not a curated record. Lineage: Eukaryota; Metazoa; Chordata; Actinopteri; Cichliformes; Cichlidae. Gene Ontology annotation, biological process: regulation of transcription by RNA polymerase II. The coding region runs from base 325 to 1503 and encodes 392 amino acids. Gene Ontology annotation, cellular component: nucleus. Gene Ontology annotation, molecular function: DNA-binding transcription factor activity, RNA polymerase II-specific.